Messenger RNA from Melopsittacus undulatus (budgerigar), 1010 nucleotides. It is a transcript of the gene AFMID, whose product is annotated as arylformamidase. Gene Ontology annotation, molecular function: arylformamidase activity; lipase activity. The coding region runs from base 120 to 1001 and encodes 293 amino acids. The transcript has 11 exons. The record is from RefSeq and is a predicted model, not a curated record. NCBI's taxonomy places the organism in Eukaryota, Metazoa, Chordata, Aves, Psittaciformes, Psittaculidae.
GGCUGCCAAUAGGAGCCGGACGGCCCCGGCCCCGGUCGGACCUGGGCGCGGGGUCGGGGUCGCGACCACGAUCCGGGAUCAGGACCGGGAUCGGGAUCGGGACCUGUCCCGGCCGCAGCAUGGGCGGGUGGCAGGACAUGGCAGCGGAGGAGCUGGAGCAGCAGUACUCCCCCAGCCGCUGGUCUCCCCGCCUGGGCCCCGACGAAGUGAUACAGGCACACCUCACGGCGACGGCGGCAGGAACCCAGCGGGCCCGGGCUGGGGUGCAGACCUUGCUGCACGUACCUUACGGCGACGGGGAUGGCGAGAAGCUGGACAUCUACCUCCCCACGGACCCGUCUGGAACCUUCCCUGUCCUGGUCUAUAUUCAUGGUGGAUACUGGCAGUGCCUGAGUAAAGACGAGUCAGGGUUUGCAGCCCCCUCGCUGGUGUCACAGGGAGUGGGGCUGGUAGCUGUGGGCUAUGACAUCGCUCCCAAAGGACACAUGGACGCCAUGGUGCUGCAGGUGCGGCGCAGCAUUGCCUUCCUGGUGGAGCACUACAAUAGGAUCAGAGGCAUUUACCUGUGUGGACACUCAGCGGGGGCUCACUUGGCAGCCAUGGUGUUGUCCACGGACUGGACGGAAUAUGGUGUGGUGCCAGAUAUCAAAGGAGCUGUGUUGGUGAGCGGCGUGUACGACCUUGAGCCCAUCCUGCACACCUACGUGAAUGAUGCACUUCACAUGAGCCGGGAGGUGGCCCAGCGGAACAGCCCCCAGCUGCACAUUGCCCUGGCAGCACCUGCGGCCGCAGCCUGCAAGGUGCUGGUGGCCGUGGCCCAGCAUGACUCCCCGGAAUUCCGCCGGCAGUCGCAGGAAUACGUUCUGGCCCUGCGUGCAGCCGGCUGGUCUGUCUCCAUGCUGGAUCUUGCUGGUGUGGAUCACUUUGACAUUGUUGAGAAGCUGUCUGAGGAGAGCUACAUCCUCACUCAGGUGAUUCUGAACAUGAUUUUGAGAACCUGACGGCAUAGC